Emys orbicularis (European pond turtle) is the source of this 2376-nucleotide messenger RNA. It is a transcript of the gene NDEL1, whose product is annotated as nudE neurodevelopment protein 1 like 1. Gene Ontology annotation, biological process: centrosome localization; regulation of neuron projection development; cell migration. The transcript is spliced from 9 exons. Bases 57 to 1091 code for a protein of 344 amino acids. Gene Ontology annotation, cellular component: centrosome; kinetochore; kinesin complex. Gene Ontology annotation, molecular function: microtubule binding. Lineage: Eukaryota; Metazoa; Chordata; Testudines; Emydidae. The record is from RefSeq and is a predicted model, not a curated record.
GUGUAGUGGCUGGCUGGGGGAUGUAGGGCGCGGUGACUGAUGAGGUUUCAUUGAUCAUGGACUGUGAAGAAAUCCCAGAUUUUUCGAGUCCAAAAGAAGAAACUGCUUAUUGGAAAGAGCUUUCCUUGAAGUAUAAACAAAGUUUCCAGGAAGCACGUGAAGAACUGGCUGAAUUCCAGGAGGGAAGCAGAGAAUUGGAAGCUGAAUUGGAGGCCCAGCUAGUGCAGGCUGAACAGAGGAAUAGAGACUUGCAAGCAGAUAACCAAAGACUGAAAUAUGAAGUGGAAACAUUAAAGGAGAAACUUGAACACCAAUAUACGCAAAGUUACAAGCAAGUGUCGGUGUUGGAAGAUGACCUGAGUCAGACACGGGCCAUUAAAGACCAGCUACACAAAUAUGUGAGGGAGCUGGAACAGGCCAACGACGACUUGGAGCGCGCUAAGAGGGCAACAAUAGUUUCAUUGGAAGACUUUGAACAAAGGCUGAACCAGGCUAUUGAGAGAAAUGCAUUUUUAGAAAGUGAGCUGGAUGACAAGGAAUCGUUGCUAGUUUCUGUACAGAGGUUAAAGGAUGAAGCGAGAGACUUACGGCAAGAGUUAGCUGUCCGAGAAAGGCAACAGGAGGUCACCAGGAAGUCUGCUCCUAGUUCUCCGACUCUAGAUUGUGAAAAGAUGGAUUCUGCUGUCCAGGCAUCUCUCUCUUUGCCUGCCACGCCUGUUGGAAAAGGAUCAGAGAAUAGCUUUCCUUCCCCAAAAGCUAUACCAAAUGGGUUUGGUACCAGCCCCCUAACUCCUUCUGCUAGAAUAUCGGCACUGAACAUUGUGGGGGAUCUCUUACGGAAAGUCGGGGCCUUAGAAUCCAAAUUAGCUGCUUGCAGAAAUUUUGCAAAGGACCAGGCUUCACGGAAAUCCUACAUUUCAGGCAACGUUAGCAGCAGCCUGAUGAGCAGCAACGGCACCAAGUUCUCUCAUUCAGGGCAUACGUCUUUCUUUGACAAAGGGACAGUAAACGGCUUUGACCAAGGCCCCCCUCCGGGCAUAGGAUCCUCCAGACCCUCAUCAGCGCCAGGCAUGCUUCCUCUGAGCGUAUGAACAGCCAGGAGGACUUUGAACCAACCCUUUUCUCAAACAGGAGCCCCCCCAAGAAAAGAACUGCUUCUGAGUCCUUCCUAUUAGCACCCCCUGCUGGAACUCAGCCUGCAUUGCGGAGCAGCAUUGGAGCCGGCCCGCUGCCUGGAGGAGUCCCAGCACACGCACAAUCCUUCACUCAAUGUCAAUACAGUUUAUUUUCUCCUAUUGCUGUAGUGGACGUUCUCUAACAUGGUCACACUCUGUUGUGGGUCACACAAGCUGAUACGUGUGUUCUGUCUCACGGGAUGCAGGAGUCUCACUAGCCAACAACUGAUCCUCAGCCCUUCACGUUGUACCUUUCUUAACUUAGGUUGGAUAGGAUGCAAACGUUGGCUGAAUCUGUAUUUACAGCCCCUCUUCCCCUAGCAGCCUGGCACUUAAGCACACGCAGCCACCACAGUUUCAGUAUGGAGGGAACCAUUUUUGAGGGAUGCCAGGUACGGUUUAGAUGUGUUAAUCCUAUUGGACAAAUGCCCUGGGAAGGAGACACCUGGCCUCAAAUGACUUUAACUCUCCUUGAACAUUAGUGAAAUGUUCAUGCAUCUAAAGAGUCUUGCUUUUGCUACUGUGAGACACCACUAAUUGUGUUGGCAAUGCUGCCAAUGCAAUAGGCCCCCUAAAAAUGUGUGAGCAUUUAGCCAGUGUUCAGAUCUGUGUAAUAUAGAACGACUUGACUUUACAGUGCCACCAAUGGGCUUCUGUGACAGUUUUGGGCCACUCUGUACCUUGUGGGUCUGCAAAGCAAUGUAUUUGUGCGAUUCGCUGUCUCUCUCUGUGCCUCAAAGUUGUUGGAUUUUAAAAAGGACACGCAAACCAGCCAGUGGUUUGGUCCAUGGGUUUAAAAAUCUCCCUGUCCAGUCUAGUCCAUCCCACCUCAUUUGGCUUUGUGGAUUUCAUUUGUAAGAGCCAACUGAUUUAUUUACAAAUGCCAAGUAAAACCGUUUGCCCAAAUGGAAGGGAAGGGGUGGAGGAGAAUCACCACUUAAUGUUAGGGGUUUGUACGUCCCUUUUUCCUGUGCAUCCUUCGCUGCAUUUGACUGUUUACAUUUGUUUUAUUGUAUAUAGGUUUGUAAACAUAAUAUCUUUGCCUAAGAUAUUUGUACAUAACUUGGGCUUUGUAGCUUUAUUUAUUCAGAAUCUAUAUGGCAUGUUUAAAUAGGACAGUGUAUCAUAAGACAGUGGCGAUAAAGAUCAUGUGGUUUAAAGAAACAAAAAGCGAACUUCCAAAAAAUAAAGCUCUUUUAAC